UUAUAGCCCGUUCUGUUAUAAGUGAUUUAAUUAAAAGGGUGGUAACAAAGAUGUUUUUGCCUUGAAUAAGCAGUUUAUGAAUAUUCAAGCAGGUAUCUUAUGAUGGGGAGUAAUUAAAUAGAGUUUUAAUGAGGAACGACGGUUACUUUAAAUGGAACAAGUUUUGACAUUACAUCAUACUGGAAUGUUGAAGUGUUUAAUGAUUAAAUAUGAUAAAUCUAAAUUUAGAUCGGUCAAAUUCUUUUUAGAAAUUGAUUGAAAUUUAAUUUGUAAUUGACUGGAAAGACAUGUUAAAAUAAUCGAAAUUCGUGGGAUUUAAAUGAUCUCCUUUUGUUGCCAAAAAAGUGUGCUUUGGAUGUUGUCAAAACGUUAUUUUUUUCUAAAAUUGAGUUGAUUGUGUGAAGAUCAGUUACAUUCCAGGUUGUUUGUGUAACGGAUUACCAUUACAUUAAUAAGGAGAAACAAUAGUUGAAAAAAUGCCAGUGUUUGUACUAUGAAUGUUGAACAGAGUUGGACAUCCUUCAAAAAAAGAUUAUAUCGGGGAUCAUACGGUCAGAUUUGUUGACAUACGCCUCAUUGGACAGGACCGUAUUUAUAAUAUAGUAUGACACUAUAUCAAUUAUUGACACACAAGUCAUAGAGCCAAGGUGUUACAUACAAGGCAAAGUUUGGAUAUAUUUAUAUUGGGAAUGCUUUAUGUAUUUACGAAAUGGUGUGAAACGUUUUGUUAAAAAUGGCAUAAUGGUAUGGAAAAGUUAAUAAAAGCAGAUUUUUGUAUAGGUAAUGGUAUAUCGAUUAAGCUGUGGAUCAAAAGGACUUAGAGAAGUGUACGUGAAAAAGUUCUGAAAAAUAUUUCGACACCCGUAUGCUGACUUCCAUAAGAAGAUUUAUGCGAAAUGGCAGAUCUAUGUACGGCUAAUAUCAUAAAGCCAUUAUUUGACUUAGGGUAAUGUAAUAAUAGGAUUUUAUUCCAUACAAAACUUCAAUCCCCUGUGAAAAAGUUUGUAUGAUUUUUAAAUCUUUUUAUCGACACCGUAUGAUAAUUAACCUGCUAUUUAAUCACCUUGUUUUCAUUUCGUUUGGAUAAAGAUGUUGAUAUUAAAAUUUGGAUAAUCUUGUCUUAGUGAUUUCGAAAAAUGAUAAAGAGAUUAAAAGAUAACUGAAUAAGAUAUACAGGGGGAAAAAUAUCAAUUAAAAAUGUGAGAUACAGACUUUAUGUGACCAGUGCACUGUAUUUGGAAUUAUUUUUUUUAAGGUAAAAUACGAUAAAUGACGUGACUUUCUGUUCAGUUUGUUGAUAAUAAAUUGAUGUAAAAACACUAAAAUUGGUGUAAAAACAAUAAAUUUACUGUACCUGUUUGUCAUCUGAUAAAGGACUUUAUUUGAAAAGCAAUUGCAUCUGUUAUAAAGAAAAUUGCAUGAGAAAAUUAGUAGUUGUUACCUUGGAACGAUCUAGGUCUGAAUUAUUAUAAAUUACAAAGUGGCUUCAAAUUACUGACACCCUUAGGCAAUGAAGUGGAUUUAAUUUUUUGCCGUUUGUGUAAUUUUGCUAAAUGAGAAAAUGUGCUAGACACGUUUUCCUUAAAUAGACCAAAAUGUAGUUUUAAAAUGAUAUGUAUGACAAGGCUGUGUUAAAUACUGAAAUGAAAACGUUUGAAAUUUGACGAUAAAACUCUUAAGGUUAUCUGAUAUAUUGAUAUAAUUAAAAAAUGGAUGAGAAAUAUCAUGCACAGUGUUCAUUUAACUCUGCACAAGAGGUUUUUAAAAGUCCUUGGACUUCCAACUUAUUAUAUAUGAUAAGUGAAGAUGAUAUAGUCGGCUCAAAAUGAAGGAAAUAUAUAUAUAACUGCGUGUGUAUACAGUUGUCAUUUCUCGAAAUAAAAAUUCUGCAUAUGUAUCAGGAAAUUGAUAUUCGAGCGGAUAUAUAUCCAUGGUUUAAAAUUCUACAAUAGAUUUCUGUCAGUGUAGAAAAACAUAAAGUUGAAAACAGGAAACGAGAAUUUAAAAUGUCAAAAACAAGGUGAAUCCUGAAUGCUAAAGUUGAAAUCUCCGUCCGUAUUAGUCUGUGAUGUAAAUAUUUCCAAAUAUGGAUUUUGAUGAAGACGAUGAGGUGUUUUUAUCCAAUGAGAUUGAAGCAGAACUGGAGAAGGAUCUAUGGUCCUCGCCCUUAAUGAAUUAUAGUUCACCGUUUGAUGAUUACCAGGAUUUAUAUGCUGAUAUUGAUAAACCAAAGUCUCGUCACAGCUCCAGCAGACUGCCAGUGCCCAUAGGUCAAGGUCCAGGAAGGGCGGACAGGGAAGAUCAUGACGAACCAGACUUUGCACGGCCACUUUCCACAAAGGUUCCACACGCCAAGAGGUUACCAAGCUCUGCCAGCUCCACUGUCUCCACGGGGUCCGCAUCUGGAAAGAGGAGCGGGCUCGGGCUUUCAAAAUCUUCAUCAAGUACAGCUGCUAGACUGUCAUUUAGGAGGAAAUCUGCUCCCGAGUCGACAGGAGGUGGUGCUGGGGCUGUUGAUGAGGAAUUCUUCAUAAGAUCAUUUGAAGAUGUUCAGAAAGUACAGAUGUUUUCUGCUAGAGAUCUUACAGAUCAUCUUAACAAAUGUAAAGACACUUUAGCCGAUACAAACAUAGCUUGGGAAAAACGGGUAGAUGCUUUGAAGAUAUUACGUGGUAUAGUAGUAGCGGGAGCACCAGAAUAUGAUGAUUUUUAUCCAUUUUUGAGGGUUCUUGAGCCGUGCUAUAUGAAUAGUAUAAAGGACUUGAGGUCUCAGGUUGUGCGAGAAGGAUGUAUCACAGUUGCGUAUUAUUCACAGCGACUGGGUAACAAGUUUGACCACAGUGCAGAGACGUUAUUACCUGCCCUCAUUAAUCUCAUUCCAAAUAGUGCCAAAAUUAUGUCAACAUCCGGAAUUAUGUGUAUUAGGUUCAUAUUACAGUAUACAUUUUCAUCCAGACUCAUUCCUGUGAUCACCAAUAAUAUGUCAUCCAAGGCCAGUAUCAUUAGAAGGUUAAGCUGUGAGUUCCUAAACCAGAUUUUACACACAUGGCCAACACAUAUACUAGAGAAACAUAUUGCCAUAAUACAAGAAUCCAUUAAAAAGGGUAUCAGUGAUGCCGACUCUGAAGCCAGAUCAUUUGCUCGAAAGUCUUUCUGGGGGUUUGCGGAUCAUUUCAAAGAUCAAGCAGAUGCCUUGUUAAAUCACCUAGAUCCAGCAAAACAGAAAGCUUUACAAGGUGAACUGAGUAACUCAUCUAGUAACAACUCUCUCAACAGUGGAGAACGGUUGGCUGCUGGGAGGGUGCGGGCACGUUCAGCUAGUCAAGAUAGAGGAUACGAGUCAAGUACUUUAGGUCGUAUUAAUAAAAAAGGUCAUCAGCGGUUCCGGUCGGCACGCAGUGACACAGGAGGAGACCUCGACAAUGAUGACAUAGAUGGCCAACAGGAAGAUUUAGAAACAUUUAAUGAACCGCCAUCGAGUCACAGACAAAAUGGAAUGAUGCGUUCGAGCAGUGCGGUAGAUAUCGCUAACCGAUCGGGCGGAGCGGUAUCUACUUCAACACUGCCUCGGAGACGCUCGUCUUCGACGAUGCUUGCGGCAAAAUUGUCUAAUGGAUCAACACAAUCGCUACCACGUCAGAAAUCUCAUGUUGUACCCUCGUCAUAUUCAUCCAGUCGUAUUUCACCGCAAGAUCAUCAUGGUCGUAAUCGUACACGAUUAGGAACCUCUCAGUCGCAACCCAAUAGCCGAUCCAGUUCACCCACCCCACGUGCCAGUUACCUGACCCACACUACCGGGCAUGCAGCUCCCUUGACCCCUAGUCGACCUAGAAAGGCAUCCUCAAUCUCGAACCCGAGAAGCCAGGGAACCAGCAGAGAGACAAGUCCAUCCAGAUCUGUUAAGUCAUCAGGCUACGGUUUACCAGGGCGAGAACGAAGAUUCAGCGGCAGUAAAAGUGCUGGUAAAAGUGGGCUGACUGUGAAAACAUUGAAACCAGGUCAGGAUGUAGAGGAACUUCUGGCUGACGCACUGCGUCAGCCUAUAAGAAAACGAUACGAGAGUUAUGAUUCAGAUGAUAAUGCCAGUGAAACUUCCAGUGUGUGUUCAGAAAGGUCAUUUAGUUCAUACGGGAAAACGUCAGAGGCAUCAAACUCCACAACUGAAAAAGAAAGAUGGCCUCGCCGUCUCUCGACACCGUCCAAGGAUAUGGGAGAAAUUCUCGCUUUGUUGCAGAGUAGCUCAUACCAAGACAGAAAGGAAGGUGUAGUGAGCUUACAGAAAUUACUUCGUCAAAAUAGAUUUUUAACGCGGAUAGAAUUGAAGAAGGCCACAGAAAUAUUUACAAGAAUGUUUCAUGAUCCGCAUAGUAAAGUUUUCAGUUUAUUUCUGGAAAUGUUAAUAGAUCUGAUACAGUUGCACAGUAGAGAUAUGACAGACUGGUUAUAUGUGUUAUUGUCACGGUUACUGAAUAAACUAGGAGCAGAUAUCCUCGGUUCAUUGCAAGCCAAAGUUCAACGAACGCUAGAUGCCACCAGGGAAAAUUUUCCGAGUGAUCUUCAAUUUAACAUAUUAACACGGUUUAUGAUCGACCAAACACAGUCACCUAGUAUGAAGGUAAAGUUAGCCAUGUUGAAUUAUUUGAAUACACUGGUACCUUGUAUGCAAGCUGAUGAUUUCACCAACUCCAGUGACACAAGACUUGUCGUCUCUCGGAUUAUCACAUGGACAAAUGAACCAAAAAAUGUUGAAGUUAGAAAGUCAGCACAGUUGGUAUUGUUUGCAUUAUUCAACUUGAAUCCUUCAGAGUUUACUAUGAUGUUGUCUGGCUUACCGAAGGCAUUCCAGGAUGGGGCGACCAAAAUUCUCAACCAUCAUAUGAAGGGUGCUCAUGAACCGGAAGUGCUCACGCCCAGAAAUACUGCCAGCCCACAGAUGCAUCAGAACCGUAGUCGGCCCUCAUCUAGGGGACCGUAUAGCAGAGAUGAGGCGGACACAGAAAACAUGAACCCUGAAGACAUUUAUAAUUCUAUAAAGAAAACAUCAGCUGAUAUUCAAAAUCUCAGUUUUAAUAGUAAACUUGAUCAAUUUGACGAUGUGAAAAAGCGCAAAGACUUUACGUCACAAGAUAGUGGUAUUCAGGAUUUACGGAAUGACAGUCCCGAUGCCGGGGAAUCCAGAAAGCCGCAGUACAAUCCUUCACGUUAUUCAGAUGAGAGCACAUUGAAUGGAUAUAACCGAAGUAACCAAGCGGAAGCAGUGUUCAAUGCCGAAAAUGAUAUUUCUUUCAAUGAAGAUCCAUUCAGACUAUUACUUGGUUGGAAUUUAAAGGAGGGGUCCUUAGAUCAAGAAGAAAUGAUCAAUGAAAUUCUCAAAGAACUUUCAAAUCAUAAUGAAAGGCAUGAGGAACGUAAGAACACGAUGUUGUCUCUAAUCAAGUUGACAAGGGAGGGUAUGUUUGAGCUCUGGGACGAACAUUUUAAGAGUAUCCUGCUAAUAUUACUGGAAACUCUCGGGGAUGAUGAUGUUCAAGUGCGGUCAUUAGCAUUGCGGGUGUUACGAGAGAUCUUACGUAACCAAUCUCAACGGUUUGAAGAGUACGCUGAACUCACCAUGCUAAGAAUUCUUGAAGCUCACAAAGACCCUGCCAAAGAGGUUGUUCGGGCAGCAGAGGAAUGUGCUGCUACUUUAGCGAGUUACACACCACCAAUCCAGAGUAUACGUAUUUUAAUUCCAAUUGUUAAGGCGGCGGAGUUACCGAUGAACUUGGCAGCUAUCAAGAUGCAGACCAAGGUUGUGGAGCAGAUGUCUGCAGAGGAGCUGUUACCCACAUUGCCGGAGGCAAUGCCGGGGCUUCUUAAGGGAUAUGAUGACAGUGAGAGCAGUGUACGGAAAGCCAGCGUGUUCUGUCUUGUUGCCAUAUACAUGGUUGUCGGAGAAUCUCUGCGACAAUAUCUCACAGAUCUUAAUGGUAGUAAGAUUAAGUUAUUAAACUUAUACAUCAAAAGAGCACAGGCACAGAAAGAUAGUGGGAAAUUACUGUCUCCUCAUAGUUCCGACACUUCAUGAUAGCUAGCCAAUGGCAUGCUAGGAUUUAUUUGAUUGACAGUUACUAAUAUAGCUGGUAGCCAAUCAUAUCCCAGAAUGUGUUAGAUGGGCCAGUGCACAACCAGGUUGUUAUCCAAUCAGAUUUAUGAUUACAAAAGUGAUAUAAGAAUUGCAUUCACUGGACAGAAAAUGUCAUACUUUGAGAAAAUUAAUAUUAAAUCAUAAAGGGAGAUAAUAGCUUUUUGCUAGUUCAAGCAAAAUAGGGAAAAUAAGUGGACUUUUAAUUUUAAAACAUUGGUCAAGAGUGUGCAUGUGUUACCAUGCCCACUAAAUGUGAUAACCUAUAAUUAAACAGCAUAUGCUCACGAAGUUCCAAAUAUAGAAAUAAAAAACUGGAUAUGUAAUAAAGCGUAUCUCAUGUGAUGAGAUCAGACUGAUGUGUAGCUAGAACUUCAAUUUUUAUUGUACACUAGAUAAGCAUCAUUCCAUUGUACAUGCUGUGCUCAUUUUCAUUGACAAGUAUUUACACCGAUCAUUAUACAGAACUCGUGUAAUUCUAAAUUUACUACAUGGAAGUGCUUGUAUUAAUAAGAAAGUGUUCCUUUUCAGUGGUGUUUGGGUAGUUUUGAGGGAAGUUCAAGUUCGUUUAUAAAUGGUUUUUUUUGGAUAUUGAAGUUGAAAUGUUUUCUUUGAAUUUUCAUACAACAUUGUUAAUGAUGUACUUUGAAUUUUUUUGUACAUUUUGUUCUGGUGUUGAAAUGUUAAAAGUCCUUUUCUUAUUUUUCGUUUUCUUUUUUUGCCAAAGUUUAUAACAUAGUGCAGAUAUUUCAGAACUGAAAAGGACUACUAAACAUAAAAAAGUAUUUACAGAGUGACAUUAUUACAGUUAAAUAGUGUACUUACUCACCUGUAAGACAGGGAAAUGUACUUAAAAUGUCAGCGCUGAAGUUAAGCCCCCCGUCUUAUGUAUGUUACUGUUGUGAAGAAUAGAUUUUAAUUAUGAGGUUAUUUAAUAUAUAUCUGUCUGACAGAUUUCUGAGAUAGGAAGCAACUCAUAUUAUUAUAUUACCCUACUAAUGGGAAGUUUCUAUCCACUUAAGGUAGUUUCUUUGUUUUGGGAAUGUUGAUAAAUAAGGCUAUGAAAUUGGAAAUUUGUACAUCAAGUUUCAGUGAAAAGGUAUAUUACCACGUAUCUUUCACUGUCUCUUUAACAUUAUAUUCAGGAAUAAACCAGUGUUCAUCUGUGAUAUAUUUGAGCAUUGAUAGGUAAUCCAUUAAAGGGGCACAGCACCAGCUUUAUGUCAGAUAUUUGGAAAUUUAAAUAUUCAGACAUAACAUCAUACCUGUAAUAUACCAGCUUAUUAAUGCAGGAAAUGAUUUUCAAGAUUUAAAUGUGUAUCUGGAGGUAUGCCCCAUAAAUUUGAAUGAAAAAGAUAGAUGUUAGCUGUGGUGAAAAAGACAGGGUAUUUUCCACUAUUUUGGUAUGAAAUAACAUAUUUUUGUUUAAUUCUUUUACACAUAAUCAUGUUACUUAUCACAGUUUUUUUCUGCUCAGUCUAAAAGUGUCUUACUGCUUAAAAAAAACACCACCUAAAGCUUGCACUUUAAACUCACACUUAACCACCUUAAUAACAUUACAUCUGCAUUGUUGAUUGUAGUAUUGUCCUGUUGCAAAAAUAGCUUCAGUUAAGCUUUACCACCUUUUAAAUUGAAUAAACCGCAACAAAGUAAUGCCAAAUUUUAUUUGCUUUAAAACCCCGCAAAUUGUUUCUAGGAUUUCAUUAAAUUAUUUGAGCCGUGCCAUGAGAAAACCAACAUAGUGGGUUAGCAACCAGCAUGGAUCCAGACCAGCCUGCGCAUUCACACAAUCUGGUCAGGAUUCAUGCUGUUCGCUAACAGUUUCUCUAAUUGCUAUAGGCUCUGAAAGCGAACAACAUGAUCCUGACCAGACUGCGCGGAUGCACUCAAAAUUUUUUUCUCUUGUAUGAUGAUUGUUUAAUAAUUAUUGGGCAAACUGUAUGGACUUGAAAGGAUGAUUCAUUUGCUUGUGUAAUAAUUUAAAGGAUGGUAAUUAACCUUUAGCCUGCUACAUUUCUAAAAUUGACUGGUCCUUCAUUUAACUUGGGAAGUACCAUUUAUUAUUUGAAGGGGUGUUCACUGCAAAUUAUGGACUGAAUAGUGAACAGUGCAGAUCAUGAUCUACCCUGGUCGCAAAGGCAGAACCAGUUGUGUCCAGCAUGAUAAGUGUUAAAGGGAAACGGCAGUUGUAAGAAAUUCUGGUUUAGUUUCUGUAGUGUAACAUGUAUUGUUUUUUUCUUUUUUUUUUUCUGAUCGAGAAAUGUACUACAAGGAACAGAGCACAGCUAUAGAGGUGUUUAAUGUUUAUACUGUUUUUUGUAGAAAAAUGAAAAAUUACUACAUAAAUCUAACAGCCUGAUACACCUUGGAAAGUAUCAGGCUAGAAGAUCGAUGCUGUUUUUGGGCGACUAGCCAUAAAAAUUGCAUAAUAAGUAUUAUUAUUGCACCUGUUUUGAAUAUUAUAUUUUUGGAAACAUUUUCACUGAACAUAGGAUAAGCACAACUUCUGUAUCUCUUUUUAUCUUACCUUAUAAGUAUAUAUAAAUUCAUGUAAUUAUUUGUAUGUACAUUGUUACCAAGGUGAUAUUAGUCUAGCAUUCUAUUUAUACUGUAGUUUUCAAGGGACAUUGUAAUUCUAUGUUAAUUAAUCAACACUGUUAGGCAUGAUAUUCCUUACCAGUUAUGUUCAGUUUCUUCAGAUUUUUUAGUUGAAAAUUUAUGAUUUUCCAUUAGUUAUCGGGUGAAAAUGUGAUAUAAAAUAGUAGAAUCUUCUAGGGCAGAUUUGAAUUACACUUUUAUGACAUUUUCAUCUGUUUUCAAAAUUGAUGUAUACAUUUUAAUCUAGAGGUAUUUGUUACGAUACUGGUUUACCUGGAGAUAUUUAGACUGCAAGGAUUUUUUAAGUCUUGAGGUAUUUGUUACCUUGCCAAUUAUUUUGGGGGUACUUGUUACGUAAACAUUUAAUCUGGAGGUGAGUUCCUUUAAGAAGUUCAUUAGGUAACCUUUUCCUUAACUGUUUUGCCGUAACAGUUUUAAAUCUACCUAUAUUAUAUAAUCUGACAGAAUUUGCUAAUACUUGAUAUUUUUCCCUAUCAUUCAUAUAUUUCCUUUCCUAGAAAUGUUGGCAGUUUGUUCAUUUUAAUAAAUUUUCAAGGUUUAAUUUCAGACUUUGGUGUAAACACACAGGGUUGUGGGAUAUUAAAGCAUUGUACUGGUAGUAGGUUGUAUUUAUUAAUGAAAAACAACCUUAUAGGAUCUUUUACUUGUAUCUCAUAGUUUUGAUAUGUAUUCCAUUUCAACUGCAUUUACUAUAAAAUGGCUGCCAUUUUCUGGUGAACCUUAACUUGAUCAAGACAUAUUUUAUUUUUAUUAGCUCACCUGUCACAUAGUGACAAGAUGAGCUUUUGUGAUCACCCUUCGUCCGUCUGUGCGUCCGUCAACAAUUCCUUGUCUGCACGAUAGUGGUUUCAUUUGUGAUUUUAUUUUAACCAAACUUGCACACAACUUGUAUCACCAUAACAUCUCGGUUCCUUUCUUGAACCGGCCAUAUGCCAUUAUGGGUUCCAGAGUUAUGGCCCCUGAAAGGGCCAAAAUUAGCUAUUUUGACCUUGUCUGCACAAUAGCAGCUUUAUUUAUGAUUUCAUUUUUACCAAACCUGCACACAACUUGUAUCACCAUAAGAUCUUGGUUCCUUUCUUGAACUGGCCAGAUUCCAUUAUGGGUUCCAGAGUUAUGGCCCCUGAAAGGGCCAAAAUUAGCUAUUUUGACCUUGUCUGCACAAUAGCAGCUUCAUUUAUGAUUUUAUUUUAACCAAACUUGCACACAACUUGUAUCACCAUAAGAUCUCGGUUCCUUUCUUGAACUGGCCAGAUUCCAUAAUGGGUUCCAGAGUGAUGGCCCCUGAAAGGGCCAGAAUUAGCUAUUUUCACCUUGUCUGCACAAUAGCAGCUUCAUUUAUGAUUUGAAUUUAAUCAAACUUGCACAAAACUUGUGUCACCAUAAGAUCUCAGUUCCUUUCUUGAACCGGCCAGAUCCCAUAAUGGGUUCCAGAGUUAUGGCCCCUGAAAGGGCCAGAAUUAGCUAUUUUGACCUUGUCUGCACAAUAGCAGCUUCAUGUAUGAUUUGAUUUUAACCAAACUUGCACACAACUUGUAUCACCACAAGAUAUUGGUUCCUUUCUUGAACAGGCCAAACUCCCAUCAUGGGUUCUGUAGUUAUGGCCCAUGAUAGGGGGUGGGGCUUGUUUUCCCUAUAUGGCUAUAUAGAAAACUUUGAAAAUCUUCUUCUCAAAAGCUACUGUUCCGUUUUCAGAAUAAUUUUACACAAAUGUACCUUGGAUGACCUUCUACCAAAUUCCUUGAGAUAAUUUUGAUUCUUCGAAAAACAUGGCGGCCCGCAGGAGACACUCAUUAUCCCUAUAUGGCCAUAUAGAAAACUUUAAAAUUAAAUCUUCUUGUAUGAAACUUCUGGCCUGAUUUGAGAAUAAUUUUAUUUAAAGUUACUUUAAGAAAAUUUCAACUAUAUUUUCUCAUAAUUCUUUUGAUUGAUCUUCAUUAUGAUCUUUUGACCUUGAAGACUUGUCCUUAAGUGCAAUGAUAACAGGUGAGCGAUAUAGGGCCAUCAUGGCCCUCUUGUUUAGCCUAUGUCAGACCUGCUUGUAAAAGGUCAUGUUUUGUUAGUUAAAAUGUCGUGAAAACAUGAGGUAUAGUUUGUAAAAUGUUGCGAUGAAAUUUCAUGUCAGAAAAAAUCAAGCAUAUAUUAGGGAGAGAGCAAUUUUUUUUCUUGUAACAUUAUCUAGUCGAUUUGUUUUUUUACCAUGAAUAAUUUGUCGCAAAAACCCUGAGAAUAAUAUAAGUAUAUUUGAUUCAUAGCAUAAUCUUUUGUAUAUUUUCUGUAAAACAUAAGACAUUUGUCCAAAUUUUAAUGAUGUAGCCAAGUUUAAAAAAUUGUGUUAUUUGUCUGUAUGGAAAACUGUCAUUAUUGGUUAAACAUAGUAAUAAGCAAUAUUAAUAAACUAUGUAGUAUUUGAAGUCUGUGAUAGCCAUCCAGCUUGCUUGUCAAAAAGUCAGUAAUUCUUCCUAGUUUUCUGCUAAUGCCAGAAGCUGGAAAGCCCCCAUUUUAACAUUUAUUGUGUCGCAGUGACUUAAAACCCAAUAAAAAUAAACAAUCCUGUGAUAAUUUUUAAAAAAAAAAAAUGCAUUUUGAUAGAAGUAAAAAGUCACAAAUAACAUUUCAGACAAGAUCACAGCAGUUACUAUGCUUAGAAGGGACAUUUCUACAAAAAUAUCAAAACUUAGUUUGAACUGGCAUGCAACCAGAUGUUCAUUAUAAUACCAUAAUUUUCAAAAAUUGUAAUACAACUUCUCCAAGAUUAUUAAUCAGCAGCAUAUUUAAAUCUGUAUAUUGUAACCCUAGAAACGUUCACGAACACUAUAUUUCGCAUUUCAAUGACGACGGCGAUUUAGCUGCUACAAAGAUUUUGUGGAAAUAGGUUUACAGUUUCUGUAGUAAUGGUUAUGUGCAGUAACAUUACUACAACAGGAAAGUUUACCUCAAGUUUUUAAGGAUCACAGUUAUAUAGAAUCACUUUGGUUUUACUUUUACGUCAUGUGAAAGAGUAUUUUUAGUGGAAAAAACCCAACUGACAUCAUUCUGGAGGAAUGCUUUUUGACAAUCCUUGAAAUUCAAAAAAAAAAACUGACAUCAAACUGCAGGCAUGCCUUUUUGACAAUCCUUGAAAUGUUAUUCGGGAUUGUUGGGGGUCUUUAUUUUGCUGAAGUGUCUGAGGCAGAUAAAUAACUACUUUAGAACAGGACAGUUUGGUACACAAAAUGUUAUUAAAAGUUCUAGGUAAUUCAUGUUGUUGAUAUAAUGUUGGGUUUAUAUUACAAAUAUUUUCGUUACAGUACUGAUAAGAUCAUUUCCUUUUGUAAAAUUGGUUACUGUUGUUUCAAGAAAACUUGUUUUAUGAGAAGCAUUUGCAAAGGAUAGUGUUAGAUAUCACAACAAAACUUCUUCUUUUUUUUUACCAAAGUUCUAUUUUUCUGUUAUUUUUGUCACAAUUACAGGAUAUUAUUAUCUGGAGAUACACUGGGGACACUUCAUUUGAAGGAAGUGUUCCUUAUGAGCAGUUUUUAUUUGGUUUCCUUGGAUACAGUGACUGCUGUUUCCAUGGAUACCAUGUCCUGAGUUUCUAUGGAUACCUGGUCUGCAGUUUCUAUAGAUACCUUGUUAGCAGUUUUUAUGGAAAACUUGUCUGCAGUUUCUAUUGGAUACAUUGUUCGCAGUUUCUAUAGAUACCGGGUCUUCUUUGGACACCUGGUCUUGAGUUUCUAUGGACACCUGGUCUUUAGUGUCUAUGAAUGCCUGGUCUGCAGUUGCUAUGGAUACCAUGUCUAAUUGCUUGUGCAGCAGUGAUUGUCACUGAUGGUGAAUAAAGGGAGAAUCAAAUAAAUAUUUCUUGUAGUACUUAGAUAUUUUGCUUGAAGAAACACAGUAUGAAUGCUGUAUUUAUGGUGGUGAAUCUGGUGUGCCAAAUGAUUAUUUGAGAUUGCCAUUGGAAGCUUAUAUGGAGCCAUUUUUUAAUCAAGGGAAGUGUAGUAAAAAUGUAUAUUGUGUUAAAUGUUGUUUGUUAAUAUUGAGAUUUUUAGCUUACCUUAAAUCAGUGUUUGUGUGCAUUUUUUGGGCAUACUGUAUCAUUAUCUAUGUUAAAUAGUGUUCAUUGUAUGUUAACAAAUGAAACAUGUGAAACAGUUUUAAAAAUUUUAGAAUUUUUCUUAUUUGCUGAUUCACAACAAUAUUCAGUUGUGAAAUGCAACAAUUCCUUGUGUCAUACAGAUAGAAUAGAAUAAGGAAAUAUUUUAGAAAGUGAUUAAAAACUGCUGGAGUAUACAAGUUAGCAAUCUGUUCAAAUAUUGGCAGCAUGCCAAAAUGCACACAUACAUGGUCUCAUGCUAUAAUUUGAGAACUUUUAAAUUGAUGAACAAAUGACUUUUCUAAAAAAAAAAUUGUAAAGCUGAUUUUAACAUAAAUGUUAAGAUGAGUAUUGUAUGAAUGGUAAACCUGUGUUUGCCUUUUGUGUUUUAUGUUAUUCUGUGUUAAUUUUUUUUGUAUUGAUUAUGAUGUAGUACAUAAUUUAAGCAUGUGUAAACAUAUAAAGACAGUUGAAAACUUGAAA
This is a messenger RNA of Mercenaria mercenaria, 13301 nucleotides long. RefSeq names its product CLIP-associating protein 1-like. Gene Ontology annotation, molecular function: microtubule binding. The transcript has 34 exons. Gene Ontology annotation, biological process: mitotic spindle assembly. The coding region runs from base 2087 to 6067 and encodes 1326 amino acids. Gene Ontology annotation, cellular component: cytoplasmic microtubule; spindle microtubule; microtubule organizing center. The record is from RefSeq and is a predicted model, not a curated record. NCBI's taxonomy places the organism in Eukaryota, Metazoa, Mollusca, Bivalvia, Venerida, Veneridae.